Molecule: messenger RNA, 5464 nt
Organism: Salarias fasciatus (jewelled blenny)
Lineage: Eukaryota; Metazoa; Chordata; Actinopteri; Blenniiformes; Blenniidae
Gene: rxraa
Product: retinoid X receptor, alpha a
Exons: 11
Coding region: 289-1803 (504 amino acids)
Biological process (GO): regulation of DNA-templated transcription
Cellular component (GO): nucleus
Molecular function (GO): zinc ion binding; nuclear steroid receptor activity; sequence-specific DNA binding
Source: RefSeq, a predicted model, not a curated record
GAGAGAGAGCGCAGCAGCCAAGUGAGCAAACAGAGGUAGAAAUAUUAGGUUAUCUUCUGAGAGCGAUCACACACACCGACCUGUCACUUUUACCGCUCAGAGCCGAGUGUUUUGCAAGAGAAGAAGUCCCCGGGCGGGCGGGGGGCACAGAGAACGCGGCAGCGGCGGCAGCUGCGCCCCGGUCCGGGUCUGGUCUGCCUGCGCGAGCCGCCCCGUGAGAAAAGAAAAGAGAGAAAACUCCCAAACGCGUUCGUCUCAGCUGGCAUGAGCUAACCUAACGAGUCGGACAUGGAAACCAAACCGUUCCUGUCACUGGGGUUCCUGAAGCCCCAGUGCUCGUUGGCUCCUCCCAUGCAGCGAGGCCGCUCAGGUGAGGCCUGUUCCUGCUUCAGUGGCGUCUGUCCCCUCCAUCAGCGUCGCCUAUCUACAGAUUCGUCAGGCCAAGUGACCUCCUCGCCUCUGGGCUCGCCCACCUCCCACCGGGGAAUGCACCCGUCCCUGCUCAGCCCGACGUCCAUGGGUCCCUCCGGGUCUCUGCACUCACCAAUCAGCACGCUGAGUUCACCCAUGAAUGGCCUGGCCUCACCUUUUUCUGUCAUCAGCUCACCCAUGGGGCCCCACUCCAUGAACUCACCGGGAAUGGGCUACGGCCCCAGCGUCAGCCCCCAGAUGUUCCAGCUAAACUCUCCGAUGAACUCGGUCAGCAGUACAGAGGACAUCAAACCCCCGCUGGGCCUCAACGGCGUGAUGAAGGUGCCCGCCCAGCCCUCGGGCACGGCCCUGUCGCUCACCAAACACAUCUGCGCCAUCUGUGGUGACCGCUCCUCAGGUAAACACUACGGGGUGUACAGCUGCGAGGGCUGCAAAGGCUUCUUCAAACGGACUGUGCGCAAAGACCUGACCUACACCUGCCGCGACAACAAAGACUGUGUCAUCGACAAACGCCAGAGGAACCGUUGUCAGUACUGUCGCUACCAGAAGUGUUUAGCCAUGGGCAUGAAGAGAGAAGUUUUGUUACAUGCAGCCGUUCAGGAGGAGCGCCAGCGAGCCAAGGAGAAGAGUGAGAACGAGGUGGAGUCCACCAGCUGCGCCAACGAGGACAUGCCGGUGGAGAAGAUCCUGGAAGCCGAGCAGGCCGUCGAACCCAAAACCGAGACCUACAUAGAGACCAACAUCGGCGUGCCGUCCAACUCGCCCAACGACCCAGUGACAAAUAUCUGUCAAGCAGCAGACAAGCAGCUCUUCACCCUGGUGGAGUGGGCCAAGAGGAUCCCCCACUUCUCCGAGCUGCCGCUGGACGACCAGGUCAUCCUUCUACGAGCAGGUUGGAAUGAGCUCCUCAUUGCGUCAUUCUCGCACCGUUCGAUAGCGGUAAAAGACGGGAUCCUGCUGGCGACGGGCCUUCACGUGCACCGCAACAGCGCCCACAGUGCCGGAGUGGGAGCCAUCUUUGACAGAGUACUCACAGAGCUGGUGUCAAAGAUGAGGGACAUGCAGAUGGAUAAGACAGAACUGGGGUGCCUCCGAGCCAUUGUCCUUUUCAACCCAGACUCUAAAGGACUGUCCAACCCGGGUGAAGUUGAAGCUCUGCGAGAGAAGGUGUACGCGUCUUUAGAGGCCUACUGCAAACAGAAGUACCCCGAGCAGCCUGGCAGAUUCGCCAAGCUGCUGCUGCGGCUACCGGCGCUGCGCUCCAUCGGACUCAAGUGUCUGGAGCACUUGUUCUUCUUCAAGCUGAUCGGCGACACGCCCAUCGACACCUUCCUCAUGGAGAUGCUAGAAGCGCCCCAUCAAAUGACAUAAUAACGGAGAAAAAAGAAACAAACUUUCUCGCCUGUCAUCGCCCAGUCCCUGCAGUGACAGCAGGGCCAAAAGAAAAAAGACAACCUCUCAUUUCCAACAAGAGACGGAUCACAUGAUCAUUUUUGGAUGGAGAUCCUCUCCCCCUCCUCUCGCUCUCUUUUCUAUUCCCUCGAUAUUCCCUUUGAUGUUUUUCAGAAACAAUGAAUCCAUCGUGUCUAUGGGUCUGUUUUAUACCUUGUAAAAAUAUAUAAAUAAGAAAUAUAUAUAUGAGAAUCACACAGCAGCGCGGGAGAAAGCAGCGGACUGAAACGAGAGUGAAAGAAAAACAUUGAGCCAUCAUUUUCAUCUCUGCUUGUCAUGACUUUGAAAAAAGAAAAAAAAGCUCGAGAUGAUCAGGUUUUAAUGCCCACAGUUAUGCUUGCAGGUAUAUUCGCAAAAAAAAAAAAAAAAAUAAUAAAAAAGAAAAAAAAACAGCGAAGAUGUCACAUUGGGACACUCAGCGUUGUGAUUGGGACAAUCGUGGACUCUCGGGGAGCUCGGGGCUGGUUUCACACCUGGACCUGAGCCCUGCUUCGUUCUUUCAGGACUGAUUCAACAUAAAGGAACUCGUCUGUUCCCGCCUGACGCCUCGCAGACACGUCAGGUCUUGCACUAGCCGGGUUUUUUUUUUUUGUUUUUUGUUUUGUUUUGUGUUCUCAUUCGGAGAGGGAGAUUGGUGGGCUAACAAGAUUUGAAGUGCUGAAAAAGAAAGAGAGAGAGAGAGAGAGAGAGAGAGAGAGAGAGAAAAAAAAAGCAAACCUCAGGUCUCUGCCCAAUUCCAACGUAUCCAAACAAGGUCUUACUCGACUGGCACUGUGCAGCACUGGGACGAGGAGCAAGUCAGACAACAGUCCACCACACUUCUCCCUGCCCCGCCACUUGAAUCCAGACGUUCAGCCUUGGUGGACCGGGUCGGGGGAGGAGGGUUCAAGGUUUGAAACCCCCGCCCCCCCCCCCGCUUCUCAUUUCAUGUGAAUUUCAACACACCAUGAACACCUCCACACUCACAAACCCCUGCAGCUACUCCAGCCUCCUCACAUCUACCUGUACAAGUCCAGCCACACACAGUAUUCUCAGUUUCACUGCAGCAGCUCUCAGUGGCCUCCGUCUCAUCCCUCGGAAGCGUCCAGUCUUCGCCUUCUUUACCGCUCCGCACGCCAGAGGAUCGCCCGUCGUCACGGACGCAGCCGUUUGUUUGCUCUUGUUUUUGUUUGUUCGUUUGUUACUUGGCACUUAAAACCUCAUGACCGUGGAGUCGGGUUUCCUAAAAACGGGAGAGCCGAUGUUGAUGGAAUCGACCGUCUGAGGCGGAACGUGGCCCCGAUCGGGGCCGCUCCUCAGAGGACACACACACACACACACACACACACACACUCGCUCUCUCUGCACUUCUCCAGACAACCGAGUGUCAUUCAAGCUGAACUGUUGAAUAUCUCCAUGUUGUGUAUAAAUAUGCGUUGUGCCCAUGUUUCCUUUUUCUGUUCCUCUCUUCUUCUUCUUCUUCUUCAUCUUCUUCUUCUUCUCUUCUUUUCUGCAAAAUGCUGCAGCUGCUGCAAAACUAUGCAUCCAGUGCAUUUCCAAAGAUUGUCCACGGAGCCGCUUACAAACAGGUCUGACGUUUCUAAAAACGGGUGUUUGGGAGUUGUGGGUCCACUGUGACGUUUUCCUGGAGACGAGCACACUUCAUUUGGAUUUUUUUUUUUUCUUUUCCCAUCAUUACUCUGAUUUUCCGUUCUGGUUGCGUCGCCUUCGACAGAAGCAAACGUCUCUUAACCAUCAACCCAAACCAAGACUUUCACGACACCUUGCUGAUGAUAUUUACACCUGAGAGGAAACGGUUCAGUUACAUUUUGUGGGUAGUUUUUGCUCGCAUUACAUCUUUCAGCUGUUUUUCAUUUGGACCUUGACAUCAUCUGGACCUUGGAAAUCCAAACUAAACCUGAGCACUGUGUUUUCUUCCUGUUGGACACACUGUGGUGUGUGCGGAUGUGGAGUCUUGACUGUGCCAAAUGCUAAAAUGAUGCAGUGUGCAUUAAUUAUGCACUGGAUCAUAUAAAAGUUCAGAAAAAAAAUUCGAACUACAUUGUAUUGUUUUUUCUUGUCACAUAUCCGCUUGGUGGUCAUAUCAGUCAGCUUGUUUCGGACAAGCUGACGUCAGGAGUAUCCGUCUGACCCAACAAACAACUGGAAAAUCUAUGAUGCUGAUGUCAAAUUACAAUCCAUCGUCGCUGCACGUGGGCUGUUAAGAGAGGCCAACCAGUCAAGAAGAAAUAUGGCUGUGAAAACCCAGUGUAGGAUAAAUAUGAUGAGGAGUUAUUUCAGUGAUUUGGAAAAAAAAAGAAAAAAGAAAUCGAACUUUUAAGCUCAGUUUCGAGUUUGUACCACAGAACACGGUGAUCCUCGUGGCACUAUCAAGACUCCACAGCUUGUUUUGCACCCACCAUACAAUGACCACAUGUGAGAUUUGUCCUCUUUAUUUCGGAGUGUGUUUUUUUUUUAAAAAAAAAGGGGCGUCCACUGUGAGGGAGGGACUUUGUGAAGACGCCUGGUGAUCUCCUCUCUCUCACACAAUGAAGACGAAGUUAAAGAGCGGGAGGCUUUUCAUCGCUGUGAUCCACCUCAGGAGGGCAGUUGGAGGUUAGAGCGAGCGGAGAGCUGCCGGCGCCCUCUAGUGAAACAUCCGCAGUGUUGCAAAGUUACUUGAAUUAUUUUUUUUUUCUUCUUCUACAAGUAUUGAUGAGAGAGCAGAUCGGACAGAAUCUUGGUGUCUGCACUUGUUUAAAAGUAGCAAUAACUUCAAUAUGAACCAUUGGCUCGUCAUUCCCAGGUGUCAGUAUUGACAGUUUACAGUAUUUCUACUUCGGAUGGGGAAGGGGGCAUGAAAAAAAUAAAAUAAAAUAAAUCCCUGCAUCAAGAAUUUAUUUAGGGAGUCAGAUGCUUUGUUUUUUUAAUGAACGGCCCGAGUUUAAAAUCUAAAUCCAGCUGUUGUCUUCAGUCUGUCGCCUCCUCCUCUUUAGUUUACUGUGAGCGGUGACCCCAGGGGUAUCUUAAGCCAUAAAGUGGAGGACGUGCAGGACGGACAGGAAUCGCCCACCUAGAACGAACGCUUUAUAACAUAAAGCCUAUAUUUUGUUAAUAUGUAUAUGUGUGUAUAUAUUUAUAAAUAUAUAUCAGAUCUGUUCCUCGAGUAUUUCCAGCAAUUGAAAGAGGGAGACGAGUCUUUCAGACCAAAAUGUCCACAGCGGGUGUCCCCCCUCCCCCUCCCCAUCCCCCAAAUAUUUGAGGGGUCUUCAUUUUGUCUUUUCUGAACCUCCUUCAGAAUAAAAUCCCAAUCAACCAGCAGAACGGCAGCAGCUCUGAACUCAAAAGAAACCAGCCUCUCAGCAGUUUACAGGACGUCAAAAAAAUUAAAAACGAAAAGAGAGAGAGAAAAAAAAGUGGUUGAAACUUUAAAUCCUUCAAGAUGUUUGUGUUGCUUAGCAGUUGUAUGUUUAAGACAAAAAAAAAUCAAAUCAAGGUGUAAUCAGGAAAAGCUGAGCUUGUGACACAAUCACUGCUUUCUUUGUUGCAUAGACGGUGAAAUGUUCUAGUUUGAAAAAAAGACAAAAGGACAAAAAAAAAA